GAUAUGGUCGUGGAUCAGGCGGAUCUCAUGGAUGGUUACACAAACAGAAAGAAAGCGCCGCAGCAACCAGACUAUCGACGGAACUAAUGCAAGAGCCAACACUUAUCAUCUUGGCAGUCAGGAUAAUCAUUCCUCAAGAUAUAUCAUCCAUCCACUCCGCCCCCUUCUCCACGCCGCUCCCUACGAAGGUCCGCCAUGGGAAGUCAAGCCGUCACGAACCAACGCCUUUGGCAUGAGGGUCCCUCGUGCGACACGGGACCUCUCCCCUCUCCCGACCCGGCGGAUAUGCGCAUCCAAGACCUCCAGCAAGGCAACCGGCUCCUCCGGUCGCUGCGCCAGGCCGAGACCUGGAUGGAUCGCAAGUUCGGGGUGGAAGCCAUGGGCAUUGAGCGCGUCCCGGACGACCAGCGCCACCCGCCGGAGUUGCUGAAUAUGUUGUUUUUCUGGUUCUCCGCCUUGCUGGCGCCCGGGCUGAUUCCCAUUGGGAUGCUGGGGCCCAUCUUUGGCCUGUCGGUGCAUACCUCCAUCCUCUUGACCGUGCUGGGCACCCUGAUUGGAUCCGUCAUGCCCGCCUUCGCGGCGACGCUGAGCCCGCCCAGCGGCCUGCGUCAGAUCGCCGUCGCGCGCUAUGCCUUUGGUCUGUGGGGCGCCCGGCUCUGUGGCCUGCUCAACAUCAUCGUCAACGGCGGGUACGGCGUCAUCGCUGCCGUGGUUGGGGGUCAGCUGCUGGCCGCCGUCUCGGACGAGUCCAUCCCGCUGGCCGCGGGCAUCAUCCUCCUCGUUGGCGUCGCCUUUGCCAUCUCCUUUGCGGGAUUCACUAUGAUCCAUCACUAUGAACGACAUGCCUGGGUGGUGGCCCUGGUGCUCCUUUGCGUCACCUACGCCCAAGCGGGCCGGUACUUCCCCGCGGAACCCAGCCGGAGCUCGGUGCAGGGCAUCGACUUCUGCGGUUGCUGUCUGAGCUACUUUGCCAUUGUCUUUGGCGUCUGCUGCUCCUGGUGCACCAUUGCGGGCGACUACUACGUCCACUAUCCGGCCCGGACCAGUCGGUGGCUCGUGUUUGGCCUCACCUACUGGGGCCAGGUGCUGCCCACCAUCUUUGUGGCCAUCCUGGGCAACUACUUUGGCGGCAUUGUCAUGUCGAACGAGCAGAUGGCCGCCGUCUACCAUUCCGGGGGAGCAGGGGCUUUGAUCCUGGCCACCCUGCGGCCGUCGGAAUGGGCCAAAGUGGCCGGCAUCCUGUUUGCCUUGACAUUCCUGGCCAGUGUCAUCAUUGAUAUCUAUUCCAGCGCCCUGUGCCUCCAGCUCUUGGCGACGCCCUUCCGCGCCGUGCCGCGCAUGGUCUGGUGUGGCCUCGUGUCUCUCGUCGUGCUGGCCCUCGCCUGGGGCGGUCGCCAUCAGCUGGAGGCCAUCCUCAACGACUUCCUCUCCCUCUUGGGAUAUUGGACGCUGGCCUUUGGUCUCAUCCUCGCCGUCGAACACUUCUGGUUCCGGCCGCGGUUGGGGGGCUACGACCUGGGGGCGUGGCAGGACCCCAAGCGCCUGCCCGUGGGCGUGGCGGCCACGACAACCUUGCUGCUGGGCAUCGGUUUCUCGUUCGUGGGCAUGGAUCAGACCUGGUAUAUUGCCCCGGCCGCGAAGAGGAUUGGCGCUUAUGGGGGCGAUGUCGGGGAUUAUCUGGUGCUGGCGUCCGUGUUGGUGUUUUAUCCUCUGCUCCGAACGAUGGAAAUUCGUAUUCUCGGUCGGUAGUGGACAUGAUGACUGUAUUUCGAGGUGGAUGGGAUUCAUAUGGUAGAGGCCAUCAGCAGGAAUGACGAUUUGUCCUACCGGGGUUGCCGGGGAGACCAGGCUGGGGAUGGGCCAGAUGGCCAGUCCGAUUUGAUCUUCCCUGGCCGUUCAAACGUAAACGGAUCCGGGGUAUUUCCCUGCCUAAAUGGAACGUCAUUCAAAACCUCGUCCGUCUUUUUGCAGGGAUGUUGCGUGAAUCGGCCCCAUCCCCAUGGUCCAUGCACCGGAUUCCCUGCUCCAGAGCCUUCCAAUUAGCUUUGUAAAAUGGCCCUGAUAGUUGCCCAGCGCACGU
This is a messenger RNA of Aspergillus sclerotioniger CBS 115572, 2080 nucleotides long. Its product is annotated as purine-cytosine permease family protein. Bases 196 to 1749 code for a protein of 517 amino acids. Gene Ontology annotation, molecular function: transmembrane transporter activity. NCBI's taxonomy places the organism in Eukaryota, Fungi, Ascomycota, Eurotiomycetes, Eurotiales, Aspergillaceae. Gene Ontology annotation, biological process: transmembrane transport. The record is from RefSeq and is a predicted model, not a curated record. The transcript is spliced from 3 exons. Gene Ontology annotation, cellular component: fungal-type vacuole membrane; plasma membrane.